AUGCGUCAGGCAUCUGCGACUUUAGCUGCUAGUCUGAAGCCAGAGUCUAGUAAACUCCUGUUCGGUCAAGCACAGACACUACACAGGACACAAAACAGGACAGACACUACACCAGAGUUAGGCACAGACACUACACAGGACACAAUCAGGACAGACACUACACCAGAGUUAGGCACAGACACUACACAGGACACAAUCAGGACAGACACUACACCAGAGUUAGGCACAGACACUACACAGGACACAAUCAGGACAGACACUACACCAGAGUCAGGCACAGAUACAGCACAGGACACAAUCAGGUCAGACACUUCACCAGAGUUAGGCACAGACACUACACCAGAGUUAGGCACAGAUACAGCACAGGACACAAUCAGGAUAGACACUACACCAGAGUUAGGCACAGAUACAGCACAUGACACAAUCAGGACAGACACUACACCAGAGUUAGGCACUAAGCAGGGCACAGACACAGCACAGGACACAAUCAGGAUAGACACUACACCAGAGUUAGGCACAGACACAGCACAGGACACAAUCAGGAUAGACACUACACCAGAGUCAGGCACAGACGCAGCACAGGACACAAUCAGGAUAGACACUACACCAGAGUUAGGCACAGAUACAGCACAGGACACAAUCAGGACAGACACUACACCAGAGUCAGGCACAGACACAGCACAGGACACAAUCAGGAUAGACACUACACCAGAGUUAGGCACAGACACAGCACAGGACACAAUCAGGACAGACACCAGAGUCAGGAUAGACACUACACCAGAGUCAGGCAUAGAUACUGCACAGGACACAAUCAGGUCAGACACUACACCAGAGUUAGGCACAGAUACAGCACAGGACACAAUCAGGACAGACACUACACCAGAGUUAGGCACUAAGCAGGGCACAUACACAGCACAGGACACAAUCAGGACAGACACUACACCAGAGUUAGGCACAGAUACAGCACAGGACACAAUCAGGAUAGACACUACACCAGAGUCAGGCACAGAUACAGCACAGGGCACAAUCAGGAUAGACACUACACCAGAGUUAGGCACAGAUACAGCACAGGACACAAUCAGGAGAGACACUACACCAGAGUUAGUCACAGAUACAGCACAGGACACAAUCAGGACAGACACUACACCAGAGUUAGGCACAGAUACAGCACAGGACACAAUCAGGACAGACACUACACCAGAGUCAGGCACAGAUACAGCACAGGACACAAUCAGGACAGACACUACACCAGAGUCAGGCACAGAUACAGCACAGGACACAAUCAGGAGAGACACUACACCAGAGUUAGGCACUAAGCAGGGCACAGACACAGCACAGGACACAAUCAGGAUAGACACUACACCAGAGUUAGGCACAGAUACAGCACAGGACACAAUCAGGACAGACACUACACCAGAGUUAGGCACUAAGCAGGGCACAGACACAGCACAGGACACACACUACACAGGGCACAGGCUAUACACAAGACUAUCAUUGGACAUAAAAUAUAUUUUCAACUCGUUUACAAGAAAAACUGUAAAAAUCAGAUUAAUAACAAUACUUAGAAGUAAUGACAAAUGUAAAUGAAAGGCAGUUGUCACUAUAGUAGUAUCAUAGUAAUGGCUGUGGCUUCUGCUGUUUGUGUAAAAAAGUUAAUUACUGGAAAUAGUUGCAAUUGUGAUAUCUCCUCCCUCAUCAUACCUGCAGCAGCUUGCAUCUAGUGUUGAUCAGUGUGAUGGUCUGGUUGAUGACAGCACCUGUGUUCAGCAUGAAGACCUCCUUACUUUGUAAUGGGCAGCAUGUGUCUGCCGUUGACAGCUGUAUCUGACAAUGUGAAUCCUGCUGCCUGUCUGUCCUGGGACCUACUAUGAGAUCUGCCAGCACACGUGGUGGAUACAUCUGUAUAUUGAUGUAUGACCCAUCCCAUUAAUGUUUAUUUAAAGUGUGCGACACAUCCUAAUGGGGAUGGCCAUGUUUUACAACAGUUUGGACCAUGCACUGCCUCCAAGCUAUGUUACAGUGUUCCACUAAGUCAUCUUUCAUUCUUUUACACUGAACUUUUACACUAAAAUAUUAGACGGAUCUUAAGCUUACAUGUAAAUGUAGUGUUGUAGAGUAAUAGUAAUUGUUCAUUGGAAGUCCUGCAAAAUGUGUUGUGGGUUCAUAAAAAGUUAUGUGUAUUAAAAAUUAUUCAGUCCCACCCCCACCCCCCACCCCUUCCUACC
Haliotis rufescens (red abalone) is the source of this 2225-nucleotide messenger RNA. RefSeq names its product papilin-like. Lineage: Eukaryota; Metazoa; Mollusca; Gastropoda; Lepetellida; Haliotidae. The record is from RefSeq and is a predicted model, not a curated record. Bases 1 to 1587 code for a protein of 528 amino acids. The transcript has 4 exons.